Solea senegalensis (Senegalese sole) is the source of this 2778-nucleotide messenger RNA. It is a transcript of the gene tprn, whose product is annotated as taperin. The record is from RefSeq and is a predicted model, not a curated record. The transcript has 4 exons. NCBI's taxonomy places the organism in Eukaryota, Metazoa, Chordata, Actinopteri, Pleuronectiformes, Soleidae. Gene Ontology annotation, molecular function: phosphatase binding. Bases 172 to 2670 code for a protein of 832 amino acids.
GGGAGAGAGAGAGAGGGGGAGAGCAAAGCGAGGAAGCGGAGGAGAGAGAAAGACGUGACGGCAGCGGGGAUGAGUGUACGGUGAUCGGUGCUGCGGGUACACACGGAGCCGGAUACUGGUUUUAAAGCCACAGCCAGAGCCUCCUCUUCCGGACCUAACAAUUACGCUGCGAUGUCUGGCGGAGGAGACGUCCGCGUCCUCCGCCAAGAGCCCGGUCAGGAGAGCCCUAGGAUGCCGGCCUGGAAGCGAGAGAUACUGGAGAGGAGGAAGGCAAAGGGUGGCGGGUGUGGAGGAGCCGGUGCCUCCGCAGACACGAGUCCCGGAGGAGCGGGACCGCAGCGGGGGAACGGCGACACGAGUGGCAGUGUGAACGGUAGUAGCGGCAACGGCGGCGGCGGUGGUGGUGGUGGUGGACACGGCGGAGCGAGCAGCGGGUCCGGGCGGAAUUACACCAUCAGCGCAGGCAGCCAGCACUUCUCCCACAACAAAGAGACACGAGCGGCGACGACACCCAGGGAGGAGGAGGAGGACAAACGGGAGAACCUGGUGCUCCAGGAGAGCCUCGGCCCGCUGGAGGAGAACCCCUUUAUUAAGCUGGAGAAGGAGCGGAGGAGACGGCAGGACCGAGAGAGCGCCACCCGUCCGGUGCAGCACAUCCUGGAACUGUACGGUAGCGUACCCGGUAUACGGACCAUCCGCGCAGAGAACAUUAUCAUAAUUGAAUCGGAUCCGGAUUAUUAUCCGGAAGACGGUGCGGCAAAAACCGGGACUAAGUGGCAAACAAACGGUGUGAGCAGUUACAGCUCCCUGAACGACCUCCUGGACCGGAGAGGGAGUGCUGUCACCGAGAUAAGAGCCAAGGAAGUGGUGAUUUACGACACCACGUUAAGCAAGAGUGAGGAGAACCUGAGCACCCUGGGCCAUCAGGACCUCCCGUCGUCAUCAUCUUGUGAGGCAGGACAGGGUCAGGGCAGGGUCAGCCGGAUGCUGCAGAAGUUUGACAGCAACUAUGGGAAGCUACAGAAGAAGUCCCACAGCACAGAGAACCUGCUGGACCUGGACUGUAGUGCCAGCAGCAGACCAAGACUCUGGCGAAAGCCACAUCAGCCAGAUCUGGUGCCAAAGCCUGGACUGGGCCAGGCGGUCAGCAGCCAGCCAUCGUCGCCUGUCUUCCAGAGUUCCUGGUCUUCCAAAGCAAAGCCACAGCCCACUGUCUCUGAGCCAGGCAGCCCCCAGCGUGCCACCGGGCCACCACUGUCGGUACCUUCCACUAGUGGAAGAGAUGAGCCUGACAGGGGGCAAAGCAAGCCCACCAGAGAGAGGGACUGGGAGGCUGCUGAGGUGCAACCCAAACCCAAGGUGCCAUGUUCUCCAGAGACCCGCCGUGCCCGUGCCGAGUUGCCCACAAGCCCCGUCUCGUCCAAGGUUCCCCACAUCUCCCCUCACUUUGAGAUCCGUCCUGCUCCGAAGCCGGACCUCCAACAGAUUCCCGAUGGGGACACUCAGGCGCUGGCCCUGGCAAACCUGCGUCUGCAGUCCCGCAAUUCUUUCAUAGUGAUCCCCAAGCGCCGCCUUGGAACAAGCGCCCCCACAUCAUCUGGCCCCAUCAAGUCUUCCCCCUCCCAUAGGGGGGCAGAGGUGCCCACGCCAGGAGUGCCAACUUCACACACCCCAACACCCAACGUGACCCUCUCAAAGAGGAGGGAGGACGUAGAGAAGGAGACAGAGAGGGUGACGCCCAAGCUCGAACCAUCUCCUGCUGUUGCCACAAGUCCUUCACUGUUUCCAGUCUCAAAACCUUUGUCUCCACCUCCAGGUCUCACCCCACCUCCCUUUUCUCCCCCAGCCCUGUCCUCACCCUCAUCAUCUCCAGCUGUUCCUUCUUCACUCCUUCCCACCUCUCCAGACUCCCCUGUCCCUUCAACGCCGUCUCCAGAACAGCGUCUGGUGGAACAUCUGCCAAUCACAAACAUAGACGACAUCGAGGUGGAGCCCCCGCAGCGUGUCCCUGUCCCUAGCCCCAUGGUGCAGAGGAGGAAGGGGAACACGUUCACUGUGGUGCCUAAACGCAGAGCCGACCCCGAGGCCCAGCCGAGCUCACCCGAGCCCCAGCCAGAAGCUGUAACCGAGGCCCCGCCGGGGUCCACGCCCCCACAGGCCCCGUAUUCUCAGCUGGGCUCGCUGCUGAAGAAACGCUACCCUGCUGUCGAGGAGAUCGAGGUCGUCGGUGGGUACCUGUCCCUCGCCAAAUCCUGCCUCUCCAAGACCGGCUCCACGGGCAAGAAGCUGCAAAUCUCCUUCAACGAGUCCAGUCUGCAGAGCACUUACGAGUAUCCGUCUGAGAGCAGCGUGUGGGACAGCGGGGACGAGGACGACGAGGACGGGAAGAUGUCUGACGAGCAGCCGAGCAUGGUGGGACGCAUCCACAUCCCUCGACCCAGUUUCACCACCUCACCCACGCACGCGGGCAACAGCAACGAUCUGUCCAGCUACAUUCCCAAACACUCGGUGGACUUCAGCGCCUGGCAAGAACACAAGCAUGAAACCGAGAGUGUUCUCCAGGAAGAUGCGGCUUCCCAACACACACAGAUGACAGAGGAAGUUAUGCUCACACCGGCAGACAGUUCCUCGCUGUCCGACUACAGCAGUGAACCCGCCCUUUACUUCUGACCCGCCUCCACCUCCAUGCUCCGCCUCUAAGCACAGCCAUUUCCUGUUGGGAAAGGAAAAAUGUAUUGUUAUUAUUAUUGUUGUUGUUAUUGUUAUACUUUUUUUUGG